Molecule: messenger RNA, 798 nt
Organism: Rhipicephalus sanguineus (brown dog tick)
Lineage: Eukaryota; Metazoa; Arthropoda; Arachnida; Ixodida; Ixodidae
Product: ubiquitin-conjugating enzyme E2 Z
Exons: 1
Coding region: 1-798 (265 amino acids)
Source: RefSeq, a predicted model, not a curated record
AUGGCGCAUGCACAGAAAGCUGCAGGCGACGGCAUUCCCUCAGGGACCCCUUUAUGCCCCUCGAACGACGAGGCGGAAAGUCCGUCGCUGUUGUGCCUGCUGAGGACCAAGCGGGACCUCGCCGAUCUCGAGGUGAAACCCAUACCCGGCGUGUUCGUCUCACCAGAUGAAGAUCACGCCACCAAGAUUCACGCGCUCAUGGUGGGUCCCAGCGGCACGCCCUACGAGGGCGGGUUUUUUCACUUCCUCAUCGACUGCGGCGCCGACUAUCCGAUGCAGCCGCCAAGCGUCCGCCUUAUGACCACCGAUGCGGGUCGCGUCCAAUUCAGCCCGCACAUCUACAGCAACGGGAUAAUUCACCUGGGUGCGUCCUGGACACCAGUGCAGAGCAUCGGCAGCUUGCUGGCUUCCAUGUCGUCGCUGCUGCGAGCGGACGCCUACAGCGCGGGACAUCUGUCAGAUGAAACGUACCGGGAAGCCAUGAGCCGUCACAAUGCCUUGCUGCAGCACGAGACGUUGAGGGUCGCCGUGUGCGACAUGGUGGAAGCGUGCCUCCAAGGCAAUUCCGCGUACCCACGUGGUUUGGCGGAACUAGUUGUCCUGCAGAAGUUUGUAGGAUAUUACAACAGGUACAAGGAGAUCAUCGAGGCCAACCUUCACCUCAGCGGCAAAGAGAUGAGGUCAUUUGCAGGUUCUCUCAAAGGAACUUUCGACUACAGUGCACUGAUGGCUCGGCUAGAGGACUUGCGUGAGCGACUGCAGCGCAAGUACGGCACCAACUCAAGUUCCAAUGUCUAG